Messenger RNA from Gamsiella multidivaricata, 1518 nucleotides. RefSeq lists its product as uncharacterized. The record is from RefSeq and is a predicted model, not a curated record. The transcript is spliced from 2 exons. Lineage: Eukaryota; Fungi; Mortierellomycota; Mortierellomycetes; Mortierellales; Mortierellaceae. Bases 1 to 1518 code for a protein of 505 amino acids.
AUGUCCAAAUCCGAGUCCCACAUCGAAGAGGUACCGUCACAGCAACCACAACAAGAGCCGGCGACGGAUGCUCUUGUGCCCGAGGGUGCCACCAUCGCGCCUGAGCCCGCGCUCGAACCAUCAUCAGAACCAUCAUCAUCAGAAUCACACGAAGAGCAUCUCAAAGCGACGUCUACGUCGACGGAACCAGAAGCGGCCGCUACCACCGCUCCUGCUAAACCCAGCCGGCUCUCCCUGGCCUUCCAGAAGAUCUCCUGCGGUCUCUGCUUCCAUCCCCUCAAGAACAACAACGCCACAGACUACCAUGCCCUCGUAGUCACCCCCACGGACGAAGACGGUCCUGGAUUUGGACAGGACUACCAUGACACCGACCACAGCGCACCCGCACAUAUCACCGAAGACUUCAAGGGAGACCACAGCGUCCACGCCGGCGCCAGCAGUUCAACAGACCACCAUCUGUCUGCAUUGGGCGAGGCCGAGAACAAGAGCAAGGCUGCGGAGGAAGAGGUGACCUCGACCAUUAUCGAGGAGAUCACCAUCGUCGAGGGCUCCAGUGCGCAAGUACCACGGAUUGAAGAGGUGGUUCAGGAGACAAUUAUCGAUCGGCAGGUUCCCCGGGAUACUGUCCAAGAGGAGUCAUCGUUGGCAGUGCCCGGAGCAGGGAAGAACAACAAGUCUUCAUCGGCCAGCUCCUCCCCCGCCACCAGCCGGGUCGGCAAGUUUGCCAAGCUGGCCAAGCGCUCGUCUUCGACCUCGAAUGUCACCCGUUCGUCUUCGAACGGUCCGUCAUCGCCGUUGCUUGGACGUCUGGGUCGUCUUGCGAAGAACAUCCGUACCAACAACACGACGAGUUCCACCCAGUCCAAGGUCGAAUCCCUGAAGAUUGCUGAGGAGCCUACAGUCAACCAGCCAGAGAUGUCUACUACGAAACCAGACAAUGCGAUUGCGGCUAUUGCGCUGCAGACUUCGCCCAAGGACCUGCAGGUCGAUUUCCAUGAGACGGUCAUGAGCGACGACGACAACGACGAUGAUGACGAGCCCAACAAUUUGCAUGCCUUGAUGGAGGAGCCUCAGGAGCUGAAGACGGCCGUCAUGCCGUUCGAUAGCAGUGCCCCCGUGGACGUUCCAGAGUCCUUGGCGAUCAAGAUCCCUGGACAGCCUUCGCCAUCGGCGAACUGGGCGCAAUCACCGACACUGCACCAGAACGACGCCAGUGCCAGCACGAGUUCCCCUAGCCAUUUCUUGACCAAGGCUGGUCGCUCAUCGACUGCGGGCAGCACGGUCGGAGGUGCUAGCGAGACUGCAUCUUUGGGUUCGAGUGAUAAGAACAGCGGGGUUGGACUCAACGAGGUCGAGGGAGGCAAGUUCCAGAACAAGCGCCGGCCCAGUGUGUUGAAGAAGAUUGGCAAGAUCAUGAAGAACAGCAACGAGAAGAGGAAGGAGAAGCGGAUGAGUCGACAGAAUAGCUCGGCGAUGACGAGCCCGAUCGAGGCGGAUGAGCAGGUGGCUCGAUUCUGA